Molecule: messenger RNA, 585 nt
Organism: Pestalotiopsis fici W106-1
Lineage: Eukaryota; Fungi; Ascomycota; Sordariomycetes; Amphisphaeriales; Sporocadaceae
Product: Translation machinery-associated protein 22
Exons: 2
Coding region: 1-585 (194 amino acids)
Biological process (GO): translation reinitiation; formation of translation preinitiation complex
Molecular function (GO): mRNA binding; translation initiation factor activity
Source: RefSeq, a predicted model, not a curated record
AUGGCAGAUACAGAGGCGCCCGAAGCUCUCGGUGAGCCGCAGUCUCGCCAUGUGACCUACUGUGGUGUCUGCACCUUACCCCCAGAGUACUGCGAAUACGGCGGCACGCCCAAGAAGUGUCAGGAAUGGCUCGAGAAGACGCACCCGACGCUGUACGCCCAGAUCUGGUCACCCGAGGCCCUCGAGGCCGCGACGGCUUCCCUAAGUCUCGAGGCUCAGAAGCGCGCCGCCAAGGACGCCCAGAAGAAGGCAGCCCAGGCCGAAAAGGCCGAGCAGAAACAGGCCUCCAAGAUGGCCAACAGCGUCGUCACCAUCAAGCGUGUCGAGCGGAAUAAGCGAAAGUUUGUCACGGCCGUCAUUGGUCUCGAGGCCUUUGGGCUCGAUCUGAAAAAGGUCGCCAAGGAGUUUGGCAAGAAGUUCGCUACUGGCAGUAGUGUCACCAAGGUCCCCAGCGGCGGCGAGGAAAUCGUGGUGCAGGGCGACGUCAGCGACGAGAUUGAAGAGUUCUUGUUGGAGAAGUACAAGGAGAUUCCAGAGGACAAUAUUGAAUUGGUAGAUGACAAGGCCAAGAAGAAGCCUUCAUGA